CGGUCCUUCUUCAGGUUUAAAUGCUCGCGCGAACUCUGAGUUGAGAGAGUAUAGAGGGGGGAAUUAGUAAUAAAUCAGCAAUAAACGCUGCAGAAGAGAAGAAGAAGAAGAAGAUGUCAGCGGAGAGGCCUCUCCAGGAGCUGCCGUGUCUGAGUGAGAAUCUCGAUGGCUCCCUGUUGUGCAUGUCACAGUCCAAAGCGACGAAAAGGCCGUGUGUGUAUGGAGACGGACUACACGCUGAAAACACUCCUCACGAGCUAAUCCAGCACUGGUCUCCUCCCCGUAAACAGCCACGGCCCUGCACCAAGGGCAAAGAGAACGGCUUUGUCCUCGCCAGACGCUCCAGGAGGAGUAGAGACACAGCGGGUGCUUUGUGUUGGGACACUCUCCCAGACGAACUGCUGUUGGGGAUUUUCUCUCGUCUCUCGCUGUUAGACCUUCUCAGAACGUCCCGCGUCUGCAAGCGCUGGCAUCGAUUGGCGUUUGAUGAGUCCCUGUGGAUCAGCGCUGACUUGGCAGGAAAAGCCCAGUUGAACGGCGAGCUGGGUCAGGUGCUCAGCGCGGGGGUGUCGAGGCUGCGCUGUCCGCACUCCUGCAUCGGUGAACCCUGCUUUAAGAACUCGCAACUCCUGCGUGUCCAGCAUUUGGACCUGUCCAGCUGCACCGUGCAGACGUCUGUGCUGGAGGACAUCCUGUCGCGCUGCAGACGUCUGCAGAACCUCAGCACGGAGGGACUCCUGCUCUCGGACUCCAUCCUCCGAUCUUUGAGCGAGAACACGGAGCUGGUGCGGCUGAACCUGUGCGGUUGCUCUGGUUUCUCUGCGGAGUCUCUGACUGAGAUGCUUCAGUCCUGCACCAGGCUCGAGGAGCUGAACGUGUCGUGGUGUGACUUCAGCAGUGAACAUGUUCAGGCUGUUGUUAACAACAUCCCCUCCACAAUCACUCAGCUCAACAUCAGCGGCUACAGACAGAACCUCACUAUGGAUGAUGUAAAGGUUUUGGUGGAAAGAUGUCCAAAGAUCACACACUUGGAUUUGAGCGACAGCGUCCUCGUGACCACAGACAGCUUCCCCUUCCUGCAGCAGCUCUCCUCAUUGAGACAUUUAGCGCUGAGCCGCUGCUACCAGAUUCACCCAGCCGCCCUUGUAGAGUUUGAGAAGUUUGCGUCUCUGCAGACCCUGGAGGUGUUUGGUCUGAUACAGGACAGCUCCCUGCCCAUCCUGAGUAAAGGAUUGCCACGGAUACAGCUCAACACCCAGCUGUUCUCGGGCGUGGCUCGUCCCACUACAGCUUCACGGAAAGCGCGCACGCUGUGGGGAAUGCACUGUCGACUGGUGUAUAAACCCUAACCAGCGCUCCAUCACAAUUUAAGCUAGGAGCAAGAUAAGAGGUGACUUCUAGGCUGUUUUAAAUAACGAAUAGAUCUGUGAUAAUGUGGUAACCUUGUGAAGUCAAUGUUUUCAUGGCGAUAUCAACUAGCCUAUGUUGUAUAAAUCAAGUCUCACUCGUAAGAAACGGAUUUUUUUUUUUUCCCCCACCGUCAUCGGCCUUCGUAUUGACUGUAGAUGUGCAUCCACACUUUUGCACUUUCAACUGGUUACAACUCGUUUCUGUGAGCAAAGAACAUGAAUUUAUAUCCCAUGCUUUUUGCCACCAGUACCGAGAACUACAGCUUCAGCAGGGUAAAGGGCCUACACUGCAGUAUUGGUUUUUAUUCCUUUCCAAGUGUUUUCAGAAAAAGUAGUACAAAUAUUGAACUUACAACAAUUUUAGACCUUUUCAAAGCAACAACCUAACUGUGAAUGACUUCUGGUGCUUUAACAUGUUAUGAUACUGGUUUGUUUUGAACGUUCAAAUAGGUUUUAAACUAGACGUUAUCAUGUUCUGUAUGUUUGUUUGUUCGUUCCAAAUCCUCAUUUUUAAUAAAUUAUCAAGUCAGAAAGAUGCACCCAAACAAUACAGAAAUCAGACUUUUGAGUACUGAAUAAAAGGUGCCUCUGGGCUUCUGAGCGACAGGGGUCUAAAGGUUGUGCCCCAUCCUCGGGAGAUUGAGGGUUCAAACCCUUACAAUGCUGCAGCCUGAGAGAACCUAAUUAAUCCUAUGGCGUCUUUUAAGAGAUUUAAAUUUUUAUUUAAAAAAACCAAAAAACAGUUGCUGUUAUGCUUUCAGCUAAUAAUGUCAAUACCACAGCACUGAAUUCUUAAUUCUGAUUGGUUGGUUAGGGCGGUGUGUGUGGGUUUUUUUUUUUAACUGAAAUGUACAAUUAAAACGCCACAAAUUGAUUAAAAAUAUGCUUUUUAAUACACCAAAGUUCUCUAUGAGGAGACGUUUAAUAUCUUUACAGUCUCCAGUACCUGCGUUUUUGGAACAGAGGUAAAACUUGUAACUUUUUCAUUUUCCGCUAUGGAAUUGUUUGGUUUAUUGGUAAAAUUUUUUUUGGGGGGGUGGGGUCUGUUCAAUAGGCAGGUGGAUGAGUGAACAACUGCUUAACUCUACUAUAACCAAGUUGUUUCACGGAUAUUUAACUUAAUUUAUUCAUUUGCAGUUACACUUAUUACCGGUCAUUCUACCGGGGGGAUUUUAAUCAUUGGCAAAUUGCUAAUGUCAAAGAGGAAAAAAAAAAUUUCAUAAAAUGUUAAGAAGAGGAGGACUAUAUCAAUAUUAAAUAUUCAUUGAAUUAGAAAAUAAUUUCAAUGCUUCAAUACUGAGAUUCUGUAUCAGGUGGGUGUAUCUGUUACAUGCUUAAAGGAACAGUCCACCGUACUUCCAUAAUGAAAU
Molecule: messenger RNA, 2779 nt
Organism: Neoarius graeffei (lesser salmon catfish)
Lineage: Eukaryota; Metazoa; Chordata; Actinopteri; Siluriformes; Ariidae
Gene: skp2
Product: S-phase kinase-associated protein 2, E3 ubiquitin protein ligase
Exons: 10
Coding region: 114-1349 (411 amino acids)
Biological process (GO): SCF-dependent proteasomal ubiquitin-dependent protein catabolic process
Cellular component (GO): SCF ubiquitin ligase complex
Molecular function (GO): protein binding
Source: RefSeq, a predicted model, not a curated record